Oryctolagus cuniculus (rabbit) is the source of this 5072-nucleotide messenger RNA. RefSeq names its product WD repeat domain 62 (gene WDR62). NCBI's taxonomy places the organism in Eukaryota, Metazoa, Chordata, Mammalia, Lagomorpha, Leporidae. Gene Ontology annotation, molecular function: protein binding. The record is from RefSeq and is a predicted model, not a curated record.
CACUCUGCGCGUACAUCCGGGAGACUGCUCCAGCGCGAACAGUCGUCCUGGGUGGCCAGAAAAGGCGAGACGAGGAGGCUAUAGCCUGAGUCUUGUGGAAGUUAAAACCCGUGCGUCCCAGUGAAUGAUGAAAACGCAGACUGGAUGAAAAACACCAAGACCCCGAGCCAGCACUACGUGGCUCCGCCCUGCCAGACUCCCCGCUCCGCCUCUCGGCCCCCAUUGGUCAAGAGCGCCGCCCGGCAGCCCUGAGAUUGGCCAGGAGGGCGGCCCGCCGCGACCAAUGGGCAGCGGCGCUGGCUUUCCCGCGGCCAUUCGCUAUUCGAGCGGGUCGUGGCGGCUCCGGCGGUUGGGAGGUUUAACGGCCGCCGGUCUCCGGCGCGACGAUGGCGGCCUUAGGGCCCGGAGGCUACGCGCGGAACGAUGCAGUCGAGAAGCUGCCAUCUGUCAUGGCGGGAGUUCCGGCGCGGAAGGGCCAGUCCUCUCCGCCCCCGGCCCCAGCGCUCUGCCUCCGGCGGCGGACGCGACUGUCGGCGGCGCCCGAGGACACCGUGCAAAACCGGGUGUCUCUUGAGAAGGUCCUUGGCAUCACAGCCCAGAACAGCAGUGGCCUCACCUGUGACCCUGGCACAGGCCACGUUGCCUACCUAGCAGGCUGUGUGGUAGUGAUUUUGAACCCUAAGGAGAACAAGCAGCAGCAUAUCUUGAACACCGCCAGGAAGUCCCUGAGCGCUCUGGCCUUCUCUCCUGAUGGGAAGUACAUAGUGACAGGAGAGAAUGGGCACAGGCCAGCGGUGCGCAUCUGGGACGUGGAGGAGAAAAGUCAGGUGGCGGAGAUGCUGGGCCACAAGUAUGGCGUGGCCUGUGUGGCCUUCUCACCCAAUAUGAAGCACAUCGUGUCCAUGGGAUACCAGCACGACAUGGUACUCAACGUCUGGGACUGGAAGAAAGACAUCGUGGUGGCCUCCAACAAGGUGUCGUGCAGGGUCAUCGCCCUGUCCUUCUCUGAAGAUAGCAGCUAUUUUGUCACUGUUGGGAACCGGCACGUGAGGUUCUGGUUCUUGGACGUCUCCACGGAAGCAAAGGUGACAGGUACAGUGCCCCUCGUAGGGCGCUCGGGCAUCCUGGGCGAACUUCACAACAAUAUCUUCUGUGGCGUGGCGUGUGGCCGGGGCCAGGUGGCAGGCAGUACCUUCUGUGUGUCCUACUCGGGCCUGCUCUGCCAGUUCAACGAGAAGAGGGUGCUGGAGAAGUGGAUCAAUCUGAAGGUCUCCCUGUCCUCCUGCCUCUGCGUCAGCCAGGAGCUCAUCUUCUGCGGCUGCACAGAUGGGAUAGUCCGCAUCUUCGAGGCCCACAGCCUGCAUUACCUCGCCAACCUGCCCAAGCCACACUACCUUGGGGUAGAUGUGGCACUGGGCCUGGAGCCUAGCUUCCUCUUCCGCAGGAAGGCGGAAGCCGUCUAUCCAGAUACAGUGGCACUGACGUUUGAUCCCGUGCACCAGCGGCUGUCCUGCAUUUAUAAGGACCACAGCAUCUAUGUCUGGGAUGUCAAGGAUAUCAACAAAGUGGGCAAGUUGUGGUCAGAGCUCUUCCAUAGCUCCUACGUUUGGAAUGUGGAGGUGUAUCCUGAGUUUGAAGAUCAGAGAGCUUGUUUGCCAUCAGGAUCUUUUCUGACUUGUUCCUCAGACAACACCAUCCGCUUCUGGAACAUGGAUAACUGCCGUGACUCUCACUGGCAGAAAAACAUCUUCAGCAAUACCCUUCUGAAGGUAGUGUACGUGGAGAACGACAUCCAGCACCUGCAGGACAUGUCACACUUCCCAGACCGCGGCAGCGAGAGCGGGACACCCGUGGACGCGAAAGCCGGGGUGCGCGUCAUGCAGGUCAGUCCUGAUGGCCAGCACUUGGCUUCAGGCGACCGCAGUGGAAAUCUGAGGAUCCACGAGCUGCACUUCAUGGAUGAGCUGGUGAAGGUGGAGGCCCAUGAUGCUGAGGUGCUAUGCCUGGAGUACUCCAAGCCUGAGACAGGGUUGACCUUGCUGGCCUCGGCCAGUCGGGACCGCCUGAUCCACGUGCUGAACGUGGAGAAGAACUACAACCUGGAGCAGACCCUGGAUGACCACUCCUCCUCCAUCACGGCCAUUAAGUUUGCUGGCCACAGAGACAUCCAGAUGAUCAGCUGUGGGGCCGACAAGAGCAUCUACUUCCGCAGUGCCCAGCAGGCCUCAGAUGGGCUCCACUUUGUCCGUACCCACCAUGUGGCAGAGAAAACCACCUUGUAUGACAUGGACAUUGACAUCACCCAGAAGUACGUGGCCGUGGCCUGCCAGGACCGCAACGUGAGGGUCUACAACACCGUGAACGGGAAGCAGAAGAAGUGCUACAAGGGCUCCCAGGGUGAUGAAGGAUCCCUGCUGAAGGUCCAUGUGGACCCCUCAGGCACCUUCCUGGCCACAAGCUGCUCUGACAAAAGCAUCUCAGUGAUCGACUUUUACUCGGGCGAGUGUGUUGCCAAGAUGUUCGGUCACUCAGAAAUCGUCACUGGCAUGAAGUUCACCUAUGAUUGUCGUCACUUGAUCACAGUGUCCGGAGACAGCUGUGUGUUCAUCUGGCACCUGGGCCCCGAGAUCACCAACUGCAUGAAGCAGCACUUGUUGGAGAUGGACCACCAGGAGCAGCAGCAGCACACCAAGGACCGGAACUGGAGCAGCGACCCCAGGCAGGAGACGUGCACGACCACACCCCGUGCCCCUCGCUCGCUGAGUCCUGGAGAGCAGACGGAGGAAGAGCUGGAGGAGGAGUGCGAGCCAGAAGAGCUGCUGACGACACCGUCCAAGGAGCGCUUGGAUCCAGAUCCUCGCUGCCUGCUGACUAACGGCAAGCUGCCACUUUGGGCAAAGCGGCUGCUAGGAGAUGACGAUGUGGCGGACGGCUCGGCCUUCCACCCCAAGCGCAGCUACCAGCCCCACGGCCGCUGGGCGGAACGGGCUGGCCAGGAGCCCCUCAAGACGAUCCUGGAUGCGCGGGAGCUGGAUUGCUACUUUACCCCCAUGAAGGCCGAGAGCCUGGACGACUCCAUUCUGGACACGGUGGAGCCACAGAACCUGGCAGGUCUGCUGAGCGAGUCAGAGAGCCCCCGCGAGGACGGCUGCGGGCAGCGCCCCUUCCUGCCACCACAGAGGGAGCCAGCGGAGGCCAGCGAGCUCUUCAUCUACUCCCUGGAGGCAGAGGUGCCAGUCCCGGGGACAGACAGCGAGUCCUUCGAGAAGGAGGCCGAGGCAGGGCCUGGAGACCAGCUCGCUGACUCCUACCUCAGGGUCUCCUCCAUCAGCUCGAAGGAUCAGAGCCCACCCGAGGAUUCGGGGGAGUCAGACAGUGAUGUGGAGUGCAGCCAGGCCUCCCCUCCUCGGCCCGAGCCAGGGCCUCGCUGUGCCGGAACGACGCCCCACUCACGAGGCUGCCCAGGCCCCUCGGAGGAGGAGCUGCCCCGGCCCGAGGGGCCCAGCAUGCCCAGCAGCUCCCUGCCCCAGACCCCUGAGCAGGAGAAGUUCCUCCGCCACCACUUCGAGACCCUCACUGACGCCCACCCUGAAGAGCUCUUCCACGGCUCCCUGGGGGACGCGAACGUCCCUGAGGCCGAGGACGUCUUCCUCAACCCCCGGCUGAGCAUCUCGGCCCAGUUCCUCUCACGCCUCCAGAAGCCAUCCAGGCUCGCCCAGGCCUUCCCUGCCCGGCUGCCCCGCCACCUGGCCAAGUCUCCCGAGGUGAAGCCCACGGACAGCAGGGGGAGCCAGCCCAGAGCCGAGCCCCUGCGAGCAGGUGCUGGCCACGCCUCCCCGGAGGGGAGCACGGUCCGCUGUGGGGAGAAGGCUGCGGAGACCUCGGAGGCCUGGUGCCCACGGACCUCCUGCCUCACCUGCCCGGCUCCCUGUGUCCCUUCCUCCCCAGUGCCUCCCACAGACAGGAAGCCGCCGACACCCACAUCCGUACCUCCCCCCGGCCUGGCUCCGGGUGUCCACACCCCCUCCACCUGUUCCUACAUGGAGGCCACUGCCAGCUUCCGUGCCAAGAUGUCACGCAGCAUCUCCCUGGAGGACAGUGAAGGCUCUGUUGUGGCUGAGCUGGCCAGGGCCCUCAGAAGGCCCUCAUCUGUGGGGGAGCUGGCCUCCCUGGGCCAGGAGCUCCACCCCAUCACCGCCACAGCGACACCCAGUUCUGGCAGCGAGAGCCAAGGGCCCACCCUCCCCUCCCGGGGCAACCACGAGGCCCGGGCCAACCUGAGACUGACCCUGCCAAGUGUCUGUGACAGGCUCCUGUUGUCCCCACCCCCUCUGGAGUCACCCACACGUGUCUGGUCCCAGAAGCCCACGGAAGCCCAGCCCUGUGUCACGGCCCCAGCACCCGGCCCCAUGGAUAAUAAUGUCCCAAGGCCCCACCACUCUGCCUUUCUCACAAGGCUCCCAGCUCCUGAGCCCCUCAACUCUCCUGCCCACCCCAACAGCCCCCAGUUUCCAGAGGCCAGGCCUGGAGUCCCUAGUUGCACUGCUUCCUUCCUGGAGCCCACCCCUGGUGCACUCAGCCUGAUCCGGGGCAGCCCUGGCCACUGCGGGGAGCCGGGGCUGCCGGCUGAAGUCCCGCCCCCAGUGCCCCUUGAGCUGACCAGCGUGGGGAGUGUCGUGCGCAGGCUGCAGACUGCCUUCCAAGAAGCCCUGGGCCUUUACCACACGUUGGUCUCCAGCAACCAGAUGGGGGCCGAGCGGCGGCAGGCACAGACCGAGCUGGCGUCCACCUUCCUUUGGAUCCACAGCCAGCUGGAGGCCACCGACUGGCUAGUUGGGACUGACAUGGCCCCCGCCCAGGCCCUGCCCAGCCCAGCGCCCCCCUCCCCACCUCCGCUGUGCCCGCUGGCCAGCCCAGACUUGCACGCCCUGCUAGAACACUACUCGGAACUGCUGGUACAGGCCGUGCGGAGGAAGGCGCGGGGGGACUGAGGGCCGGCAGCACCCCCUCCCCCACACCUCUGCUGUGUUUGAAGAAAUAGGUAUUUUAAGAAUUAAACUGACAGGCUUGGA